GGAGGAUCCUGCUGCUCUGCCCCGGUUUCCAGCAGCCUCUCUGUGAAAUUAGCGAAUACUGCAGCAAGAAGUGAGUGAGUGAGUGUGUGCACUGUGAAUGUGUGUGUGGCACAACCAAGAAGAAGGAGCGAGCUGGGACUAAUAUUCAUAUAAAAACCUCUCAUCUGGCGGCUGACAGACGCCCUUCUUGUUUCCCCGACAGAGAUGGCAGCCAUUCGGAAGAAGCUGGUGAUCGUCGGGGACGGAGCUUGUGGAAAGACAUGUCUCCUGAUUGUUUUCAGUAAGGACCAGUUUCCUGAAGUCUACGUCCCCACAGUGUUUGAGAACUACAUCGCUGAUAUCGAGGUCGAUGGAAAGCAGGUGGAGUUGGCGCUUUGGGACACUGCCGGCCAAGAGGACUACGACAGGUUGAGGCCUCUCUCGUACCCCGACACAGAUGUCAUCCUCAUGUGCUUCUCCAUCGACAGCCCUGACAGCUUAGAAAACAUCCCUGAGAAGUGGACGCCUGAGGUGAAGCACUUCUGUCCCAACGUCCCCAUCAUCCUGGUGGGGAACAAGAAGGACCUGAGGAACGACGAGCACACGCGGCGAGAGCUGGCCAAGAUGAAGCAGGAGCCGGUGAAGUCGGAUGAAGGCAGAGACAUGGCCAGCAGGAUCAGUGCUUUCGGUUACCUGGAGUGCUCCGCCAAGACCAAGGACGGCGUGCGGGAAGUGUUCGAGAUGGCCACCAGGGCGGCGCUGCAGGUCCGCAAGCGCAAGAAGAGAGGCGGCUGCGCGCUGCUGUGAGCAGUUCGGACGCCGGGGAAACAACCGACCAAGAGGAAAAGAGCAAAACACAAGAAAAAGAACUGACCUUUUACCAAAUGGCAUCUUUGUACUGUAUUUUGCAAUUCACGAUAAGACGCAGGCAGAUGAAUCCAAUGAAAACACCCCUUAUACAGGAAACGGACUUUGUCUAUAUUACAACCAUCGUUAGAAAAUUGAUGUUUAAAGUACCUUGUUGAAUUUCUUUUUUUUUUUCGGAAAUCUGUCAAUACACAUAGAAGUUUUCCUACUUGUUUCUUUUUCUUUGCAUUUGUAAUGUAACGCGGCAGUGAUAGAUGCACAUAAUUGUCUGCAAUAUUGUACUUCACGAACUUUUUUCAGCUUGUAAAAAAACAUCUUCAUGAAUAACGUCUUGUCCUGUUAGUACCAGCUCAGUUUCUCAUGGUAGCAGCCGGGAUAGAGAAUGAACGUUGAUUUCUUUUGACCACAAGAGCUAGUGCCUUUUUUUUUUUAAGUUCGUACACCAACCAUCGACUUCUCGUGUUUGUCAGCCAGCGAACAUUUCAGCUGAGGGCCCCUUCAUUGCACACUCGCUCAUUUUCAAAGCCGUAACUAAGUUUCAGCUCAGUCGACGAAUCGCCAAGCACAAUAAAAUGGUUGCUUGAAUCAAUUUGUUUUGUCAGCAUUCCCCUCAACAUUUUUCCAGUCCGCUCACUUCGAAGAUAAGACGGCAGCUGUCUAAAUAACGUGAUAAUGGUUAACAAAAGUCGUGAGCUUCCCGCUUCCCCCUGAUUGUUCACGUACGUUCUGUUGAGUCCUAGAUGGAGGGAUGACAACUGGCCAAUCGAGACACGAGCCAAUAUGAUUCAACUAUGCACAAUAGCGGUUUCGGAGCGACAGGGGAGAUGACAUAGCUGAAACAGGAAUCGCACGAAGGCCACGGCCUAAUGAAACCUCCCUUGUUUGUUCAUUGAGAGUGACGGCACUACAAUGUACACGAGCCUGUCACACCUGCUCUGUGUGUGUGUGUGUGUUUGUGUGUUCAAUGGGUUUGCCAAGUCAUGGAAGUGUCUCGCUGUGCGUGUGGACUUUUCCAGUCAGGCGACAUUCUUCACAUGUCUCGGAGGAGCUCGGUUGCGUUUUGAGGAGUUUCUUUUUCCCCCUCAUGGUGCCUUCUCUGCUCUGGUGUGCCUUUCGGUCGUCCUCUCCCAGAGCAGGUGGACCAGCUGCACUGCGAGGUCGAGAGCGACCUCUGUGACCUGUUUCCCAAAGCUCAGACCUAUGAACGUCUCAGAUAAGAGCAGAGGGUGUCGUCAGUUUUUGCCGAAAUCGAACCUCUUAUGGCAUAAAUAUUCAGAUUUUACCUAUAAAUGCAGUCUCAUCUGUGAUCGUGACAGAUUGCGACAAUUUACAUGUUUCACCAACAUCCCCAGAAAACGUGUGUCUGCAGCCACUGAGAUUUUUGGAUGUUUCGGAGAUGGUCAUUGCUGCCAAGACGUUCGUUGUCAGAAAUCAACUGUGUAUUACUCGACUAUUAUUCGACUGCCCUCAGAAACAGACUCUUCACUCCGCCUCUGUUGCUCUUUCUUGUUCUCUACGUGUCCCUUGGUUGCAUGUCUCUGUCGGUUAAGUGAGAAGGUGGAGAAAUGUGUGUGUGUGUGUGUGUGUGUGUGUGUGGCAAAAAAAACCGGUAUCUUUGAUGUAGCAUGAAACAUCCUUAUAACGCCAGAAUGGGCCCCAAACACACCAGCUGGCAAAGUCUGUAUCUGUUAUGAUGUAAAAUACAGCUUCAUACCCUCUACUGGCCACAAGCACAUAAGCUUCAACUGAUCUUUUGUCAUGGCUGAGCCGAGGUGUAAUGUGAAGAAGAGAUGAGGCAUUGGUUACAAUCGCACACAAGCACCAUAUUAAUGUUGUUACCUCAAAUCUUUAGAGGGUGGAUGCUAUAUUUUAACUCAUUGCAUCAUUGCGGUCAACAAAUAGCACAUUGAGACAAGAUUCAACAGAUUCAGACGUUUUUUAUCAACGAGGCUUCGAGUUAUGUGCGUUCUAGUUGUGGCAUGACGUUCCCGGGUGUCGACCAGAUUAAUGCCGAGGAAUUCUGCAGAUUUAGAGGUCGGCAGAAAUGGUCGAUUAACUUCCACAGCUCAACGCAGCGAUGAAAGCUUUUCCUCAGAAGAGGAGCAGAGGGUUGAACCUGGUGUCGAACAAAUCACAAGGAGCAUGUGCUAUACUGCUGUGUGUAUCUGUGCAGAUUAUGUUACGCCACUAUAUCAAAAGUUGUUCUUACAAUGUUGUUGCAUGCAUGAGAAAAAGAUGGGUCUUUAUAGUACACACACACACACACACACACACACACACACACUGACACUCGCUAAAGCAGCACCGUCUUUGGGAACAGCUUCUGCUCAGUGUCGUAACUUUUCUUUCUUUCUCUGGAGGUAUUUGAAACGGUAAAAGGAUCCAGAUUUUUAGCUCAUUGUAAUAAUGCUUUGUAAACAGAAAAGUAGUGGAUGCUUGAUCUGAAGUGAACAUGAACAUUGUUAAUAAACUAUUUUUGAGACAAGA
Hippoglossus stenolepis (Pacific halibut) is the source of this 3333-nucleotide messenger RNA. RefSeq names its product ras homolog family member Ca (gene rhoca). Gene Ontology annotation, biological process: small GTPase-mediated signal transduction. NCBI's taxonomy places the organism in Eukaryota, Metazoa, Chordata, Actinopteri, Pleuronectiformes, Pleuronectidae. Gene Ontology annotation, molecular function: GTPase activity; GTP binding. The record is from RefSeq and is a predicted model, not a curated record. The transcript is spliced from 5 exons. The coding region runs from base 205 to 786 and encodes 193 amino acids.